Messenger RNA from Guillardia theta CCMP2712, 971 nucleotides. RefSeq lists its product as hypothetical. The coding region runs from base 68 to 643 and encodes 191 amino acids. The record is from RefSeq and is a predicted model, not a curated record. The transcript is spliced from 10 exons. NCBI's taxonomy places the organism in Eukaryota, Cryptophyceae, Pyrenomonadales, Geminigeraceae.
GGUGGGAAAGUCGCAGUCCGUCAGGGGGAGCAUCGUCCCUCUCUUCUUGCCUAUUGUCUCGACAGAGAUGCCAGAAGACUUGCAGGCGACGAGCAAGGAGCUCAUGAUGACCUUUCUGCGACAAGACACUGAGGGAGUCACGAUGAGGGAGCUGGUCAAACAUCAUCAGGGGCAUCUCAACGCCACACUUCUUCUCCUCCAUGAAAUCCUGCGAGAAACUUCCAAGCUGCCAGAGCGAGUCCUUGUGCAGGGGAUGAUGGAGAUCGAAGCGGCUUGCAAAACAGAAGCUGCGUUGAUAGAAGCUCAAGUGAGCAAGGAAGAUGGUGCAGAGUUUGCAAAGAAGGCCAAAGUACAGAAGAAGAUGAACAAGUUGAGUCAAGUCACUGAGAUCAGAUCGACUGCGAGAGCGAUUCGAAAGAAAAUCUUCAACCGCAAGCUGACAAGUUCAUGCUUCUAUCUUCUCUUCUCCCUGCUGCUCUUCUCCUUCGCUCUUCUGGGAGUUAUCUUGAGUGAUCAGCGCUGCAUGAAACUGUUUGUGGAACAGAGCGAGUUGUGGAGCACAGGAAAGCAGCUGGACUAUCGUGUCAUCGCAGCAUCAUUUGAAGGCUGCAUCAAGAGAACAUUAGGAUUCAUUAUCAAUUGAUGCAAAUAAUCUAGCAAACCAUGUCCUCCCAAGGCCUGAAAGUGAACCACAACAUGAGAAUCAGUUCGAGCCGUCGUCAACCGUCCGCCUGCAGAUAUCUUCUCCUCCUCCCCUUCAGCAGAAGUUCUUCAUGGUGCUGCAGAGAUCCUGCGGCUUCGCCAUGGACGCGAAUCUUCGAGAGUUUCCGUUCCAGUCAUGCCCGAGCCUGAAGGACCCACGGUCAUCUCGUGGCUGCGUUGGGUCAAGAUCGUCGCGGACAUGAAUGCUGUAAGGGCCCGAGACGCUUCGAUCAGGGAUGAGCUUCUGAAACAUCUGCUCUCACUGUCAA